CCAAUCAGAAACGACGUAGGGUUUUAGCCUUGCUAGUCCUGCAGAGUGCUCCCCUCGAGCAGCCAAUCAGAGUGCGCGCUUGUCGGAAGUUCCCGUCCAAUCAGCGGGCGGGUCUCGGUACGUGGGGUGUGAGUGACGGUUCCUGCUCUCGGCUGCUCCGUCAUGUCGGCAGCUCCGUGUUCGGCUUCCCCGGCGGCCUCGUCCUCGGGCGGGUCGGUGCCCGGGAUGUCCAUGUUCCGCUGGCUGGAGGUGCUGGAGAAGGAGUUUGACAAGGCGUUCGUGGACGUGGAUCUGCUGCUGGGGGAGAUAGACCCGGACCAGGCGGACAUCACGUACGAGGGCCGGCAGAAGAUGACCAGCCUGAGCUCCUGCUUCGCUCAGCUCUGUCACAAGGCGCAGACCGUCAGCCAGAUCAACCACAAACUGGAGGCACAGAUUGUUGACCUGAAAUCAGAACUGACGGAAACCCAGGCAGAAAAAGUGGUUUUGGAUAAAGAGGUUCAUAAUCAGCUUCUACAACUGCAUGCUGUGCAGCUUCAACUACAUGCCAAGACUGGCCAGAGUGUGGACUCCGGGGCCAUUAAGGCCAAACUGUCUGUCCCUUCUGUGGAAUUUAUGGAAAAAGAACUUGAGGCCAGUAAGAAAGAAAAGGUAAAGGAAGCGCAGCUGGAAGCAGAAGUGAAAUUACUCCGAAAGGAAAAUGAAUCUCUCCGGCGGCACAUUGCAGUACUCCAGGCAGAGGUCUAUGGCGCUAGACUUGCUGCUAAAUAUUUGGAUAAGGAGCUUGCUGGAAGGGUGCAGCAGAUUCAGCUACUUGGACGGGAUAUGAAAGGUCCUGCACAUGAUAAACUGUGGAAUCAACUUGAGGCUGAAAUCCACCUUCAUCGACACAAGACUGUUAUUCGAGCCUGUCGGGGGCGAAAUGAUCUAAAACGUCCAUUGCCAGCUCCUCCAGGACAUCAGGAUCCAGAGUGCUUAAAGAAAAGCCAAGGAGUUGGUCCAAUUAGGAAAGUUAUCCUGGUUAAAGAGGACCAUGAGGGACUUGGCAUAUCGAUCACGGGUGGGAAGGAGCACGGAGUUCCUAUUUUAAUCUCAGAAAUCCACCCAGCUCAGCCAGCAGACCGCUGUGGUGGGCUGCAUGUUGGAGACGCCAUCUUGGCUGUGAAUGGAAUCAACUUAAGAGAUGCCAAGCAUAAAGAAGCCGUUACCAUUCUUUCACAGCAGAGGGGGGAAAUUGAAUUUGAAGUAGUGUAUGUUGCUCCAGAAAUUGAUUCAGAUGAUGAAAACGUAGAAUAUGAAGAUGAGAGUGGACACCGCUAUCGUUUGUACCUUGAUGAGUUGGAAGGUGGAGGAAAUGGUCCUGGAGCCAGUAAUCAAGACGGAAGUGGUGAUGCCAAGCCUUUGCAAGUAUUUGACCAAAAGCCUCAUCUUGAUGGUCAUGAAAAUGGUGACUUGGAGCCUACAAGUGAUUCUCUCUCAGGGGACAACGCUUCCAAGCGAACAUAUUCAACUGAAUCCUUAUCCUAAAGUUGACCUCUUGCAUCAGAUUAGGCCAAUACGGACUCUAGUGGAGUGAGGCUAACUGACACGGACAUGUCUCAUUCAAGGAAGACCGCUUGCUUGUUGUCUCUUGUGGGUUCCUCAGGGUUUGGCUGAGUAAUGUGUGAAGACUUGUCUCAUUUAUCCACUAUGAGCCAUAAUUAAUGCAGUUGCAUGUUUUUAAUUUUUUUUUUUAUUUUGUAAGCACCAAAGCACUUGUUGUUUUCAGGUGUAACAUCCAUCCCCCCUCCCACUCCACGGCAAAUUAUUUUUAACACAUUUUAAUCUUCUAUAUGAACUGGACUUUUGAGCAUUGUUAUAAGAGGGUUUACAGCACCGGUGUGAAAAUUUAGACUUGAAUGGCAGAAUUAUUUACACCAAAAAAAUCUAUUUCAUGUUACUGUGAUCGAUGUUGAUUGUGUAUUUUGAAUGAAGUAAAGUGUUAACUUGGCCAAGCACAAUCAAGUUAGGGUGGAACGUUAUUCAAUGCCUGUUUUAUGCAGUAGACAAGGUUAUUUCACUUUGUGAUUUUUAUAUACAAUAUACAACCCCCCUGCCCACCAUUGCUCUCACCUGCAGUGUAGGUGAAUAAAAAGGGAAACCAAACUGUUCAGAAUGAUUUAUAGACACUUCAUUACAUUUCAGUUCACAUUGAAGAUCGGAUGUAGUUUAGUUUAUGGUCUUCUUAAAACCAUGGUAAUGCAAACGUGAAUAAUCAUUUAAUCAGUUCUGUUACUAGAGGUACCUUUCAGCGUUGUUUUGGGUUUUCUCCCCAUUUGCUUUUUAGAAAGCAUGUAGAGAUUUCUGCAGUCGUAUAGUUUAUCAUAACGGAGCCUACAAAUAGGAAUAUUGUAAUUCUGUGUGUCUUGAUCAGCAUGUAAUGCCUGCUUACCACCAGACUGUUAUAUAAAACCAAAAUAUCAAAGGAGAACUAUUGUUAUCAGAAAGAAGGUGGAACGCCUGUUCUGUAGACAAAUCUCUAUGGAGUUAUUCAUUAGAAAGUACAUGGAAAACUGAGCAUUUUAGGCAAAAUAACCAUUUUUUUUAUGGGAAAUAAAAAUCUCCAGCUUUGGCCUAUAAUGUUAGUCCUUCACAAUUCCUGUUCUAGUGAAUAACCUUACAGGGACACUCAGGCCCCUAAAGCACUUUGACUUUCGAAAAUGUUAUUAUUAUUUUUUUCUCAUUUUACAAAAAGUACAGAUUUAACUUAGCCAGUAUAUUAACCCCAUGGCUUUCAAACCGACAACAUGUCUUUUUACUUCCUGGUUUGGUUAGCUCAGUGGAGCUAAACUGAAGAGGCACCAAUUGCUCAGAGCACCUGCCUUGCAAAGACUCUCAUUGAUCUGCAUUUGGAAGUCUGAUUGGACAGACACAAACAUUUGGGGAAGUAUGGGAGGCAUUGCAAAUGCUUCAGAUGAGAUCUGCAGUUAUUACAAGCUGUUUUUAGAUCUAGCCCAAGUGAAAAUAUGCAUAAUUAAAUGCAUGUACAUUGGGUGUAUAUCUAUUAAACAGUGAUUAUUUGUUUUUGGAUUUUUUUAAAAUUUAUUUAAUUUGGGUAGUGGAGUGUCCCUUUUAAGAUUGAUAUCCAGACAUGAUCAGUCUUUUUAUAGCAAUGGCUGUUUCUGUCAAGUUAAGGAACAUUAUGUAAUCAUAUAACGUCUUUCCCUUUGUAUUAGCUGCACUAUAUUUGUCUGAGGUAGCAUUGAAAUGUAAAUAGUGACAAUUGAUAUUUAUAAAUCUAUACUUUUCCCUUUGUGACUUUUUUUGGGUGUCACAUUAUUGUCAUUAUGUAUCUGUUAAAGCUUUUAUACUGUAUAUUUUAUAAGUUCUAUAUUUUUUGUUGUUGCUUACUUCAUUGCCAUCACUGAUUCUAUUACCCAUGGUCAUUACAAGUAUGCUACAUAUGCUUUUAACAUGUGGCAGUAUUUUUGGGAAGUUUUAUUCAGUCUAAAGAGGCAUCUCCUUGGUAGACAUUAAAUGAAAAUGAGUAAUCGAGAAGAGCCUGUUGUAGGGUCCAUUUUACUUUGGUAUAGAUAGAAGGUAGCAGAUGGCCACCUAUGUACUGUAGAGGGAUACUGAUAAAAUCCUUUAAAGUUGUUUAGUGUAGAUGGUAGAAGGAAUAUUAAAUAUACAUUGUGAUGGGGGCACUAGUAAAGCAUACAGUUUCAGUUCCAACAAUACUGAAUUAAUGCACUGAAAAAGUGGUAUGGGUGGAACAUGCCUUAGUAAGUACCACUGUACACGCCAAACACACUCGUAAUGCCUUGCUGAAACUUAACAUACAUGCCCCCAACUACUAUGAGACUACCAUUGUCUCAGUAAUGCACCAGGUUUUCCAUGAAAAAGUGCUAGUGAGCAGUUACUAUGGAAGACUAGAGACUCAAUCUACAUGAAUUUCAUAGUCCAAGAUUGCUUCAGUUUGGUCUUGAUUCAAUAUAUGUGGAGUUUAGAAUCUCUGAAGAGUUGAGUUGGAAACACAGUUCUCUGUGUAAUAAAAUCAAUAAAUACAAUACGUUUUGACAUUAUUUAGUGCAAGUAGAGGUAUCGUGCACCUAGUUGACUCCUAAAUAGUUGGAAGAAAUGUGCUUAAAUAUUGAGUUCUACCAGUUGUACCAUACAUUGGCAACCCUAGUGCAUUGCAUCCAUUUUUCCAUUGGAUGUAAGGACUUUCUGUAUUGCACAUGUUCAGUGAACACAUGGUGAUAUGUUUGUAAUGUGGGUAAUGAGUACCUAGUUAAAUUGGGUCCACCAUUACCAUUGAACAAAGAAAAAUGUAAGUGGUUUUAAAAGAGGUUCUAGGUGGAAAUAAGGCGAGAUGGUUAAAUUUUGAAAACUGUAUCCUUUCAACAAAUUGUAUGUAAAAUUAAAGAGGCAUUAUUUAUUGUAAA
Messenger RNA from Pelobates fuscus (common spadefoot toad), 4427 nucleotides. It is a transcript of the gene GOPC, whose product is annotated as golgi associated PDZ and coiled-coil motif containing. The transcript has 9 exons. The record is from RefSeq and is a predicted model, not a curated record. Gene Ontology annotation, cellular component: membrane; Golgi apparatus; trans-Golgi network transport vesicle. Gene Ontology annotation, molecular function: transmembrane transporter binding. NCBI's taxonomy places the organism in Eukaryota, Metazoa, Chordata, Amphibia, Anura, Pelobatidae. Bases 163 to 1527 code for a protein of 454 amino acids. Gene Ontology annotation, biological process: negative regulation of protein localization to cell surface.